AUGUACGUCUGUUCUCCAUAUAUCAAAUUAGCCAUCACAAUUUACUUCUCAUCUUCGGUGAAGGCAUAUGUGCAGCAGCCAGAGAGCAGAGUGUUUACUUUUGACAUAGAAUAUGCUAGAUGGCUAGAGGACCAAAAUAAGCAGAUAAAUGAGUUGAGUACUGCAGUGAAUGCUCAUGCAAGUGACAGUGAUCUACGACUUAUUCUAGAUGGCGUAAUGGCACAUUAUGAUGAAAUAUUCGAGGUCCAAGGUGUUGCUGCAAAGGCUGAUGUAUUUCAUAUACUUUCAGGCAUGUGGAAGACACCUGCUGAAAGGUGCUUCCUGUGGCUUGGGGGUUUUCGUCCAUAUGAGCUUUCAAAGCAAGCAGAGGAUGCGUUCUCACAGGGCAUGGAAGCAUUGCAGCAAUCUUUGGCAGAGACUUUGGCUGGAUCUCUUGGUCCAUCAGGUUCUUCAGGAAAUGUGGCAAACUACAUGGGUCAGAUGGCCAUGGCCAACUUGGGACACUAG
Molecule: messenger RNA, 507 nt
Organism: Miscanthus lutarioriparius
Lineage: Eukaryota; Viridiplantae; Streptophyta; Magnoliopsida; Poales; Poaceae
Source: the annotation of a GenBank genome assembly